UAAAUAAAUAUAAAAAUGUGACACUUUCAAAUGACUUUGUUUGGAAUUGGCAGUUAACCUUUUUUGUGUCUUAUUUGCCUUGUUUAUGAAACUUUUAAUUCAUAUAUUUAUAAAUUGUGUUGAUAUUAAAACAAAUGUUUUUAGCUGUUUAGAUGGCAGUGAACACUUGGCAUUUCAGCGACCACAUCAUCAAGUAAUAAUCAAACAAACUGACUUCAAGUUCAGGUUACCUAGGAUUUUAAAAUAUUGUCUUCUGAAGUAUUUGGUAGGAAUAGCCUUCAUGUUUGUAGAGACAACAAGUGUCUAGACAAAUAUACUCUUGGUGCAAGUAUCAAAAGAUAUGUUUAAAAUCUACUGAGGUCUUGUUAAACAUUUUCUAUUUGUAUAUAUACAUAUACAGAUGCUGUUGAAGAUGAACAUGAAGACUGUGCUCAUUUAAAGGGAAACAAGUCUGUUACAUCAAAGAUUUUCAAACUGGAUCUGGUUUUGUCAUUUAAAUACACAAGCCGAGUCAUGCUGUAACUUAAUAUUCACAAUGCAGGACGAAGAAUUCUGCACAUGGCUUAGGGAUGUUGGGAAAUCCUUCAAGACUUUGACGGAAUGCCAGAAAAACAAAACAUUCGAUCACCUUAUAGCUGUAUCGGGGUCGAAACAGAUGCAGCAUCUGUCAACCCUUCUACCUCAGUUGGUCUUCAGAGACUUCAUCUGCAUGCUGCCUCCAGAAAUCUGUCUCCACAUCCUGAGCUACCUUGAUGGUCCCACCUUGUUAAAGUGUUGUCUCGUUAGCAGGACGUGGCUUGCCGUGGUCGACUGCUCAAGUGUCUGGCAUCGCUUGGCACAUUUAGCAGGUGCUGCUGAGGAGAAGUCAGAGUGUGAGAAAAGGUCUCGGAACUAUAAGGCUCUGUAUGUGAAGAUAAACAAAUACCUGAGGAUGGUCUCCCAGGAGAAGAUUCUGAGAAAACAGAUUCUGAUAGGACAUGAGCAGAGGGUCAUGGCUGUCUAUUAUAAGGAUGGAAUACUAGCUACAGGUUCUGAUGAGCAGAGUGUGAGACUGUGGAAGUGUUCCACUGGAAAAGAAAUCUUCCACAUCCGUCUCCAUCAGACCGUGUCCGACAUCAAGUUCACCAGCAGACGUCUGUACGUAGCCUCCUUUGAUGGCACCGCUGCAUGCUGGGACAUCCUUGAGGAACGGCGCGUUCACCUGUUCGUCGGCCACACUUCGGCCGUCUUCAGCUUGGACGUGGAUGAAGAUUUGAGCCUGCUGGUGACGGGGUCCUGUGACAAGACCAUCAAGCUGUGGUCCUACCACGACUCCCCAUUCCUCGUGCAGACGCUGCCCCAGCACAACAACUGGGUCACCAAGGUCAAGUUCUUGCAGACGGACUCCAGCCGGGGAGACAAGUUUGUCCAGAUAGUGUCAGUGAGUAAGUACAUCUUCCAGGUGUGGAAGAUCAGCUCGGGCGGGGAGAUUCUCAAGCUGUACACAAUGAAGAGUAAAGACAGCGAAGAGAUUACUUCAUUCCUGUAUCCGGAGUCCGGUGUGUUCUGCAUGAGUUCGUGGAACGACCGCCAUCUCACGUCCACGCUGACAUUCUAUGCGCUCACGGAUGAUGGGGUGUUUCAGACGGAGAGUUUUGUGCUCACUAGCGAUGCGCCCUUGCGAAGCGAAGUGCUCGGAAUCGGACGGAAAUUUGCCGUCCUGAUUGGUCCAAACGAAGACAAUCAGCUAGUCAUUUUCAACUUAAAAAUGAGGAAAGUUGUUGCCAGUAUUCCUAUGCCAUGCAGAAUGACGCGGAAUGGUGCAGCCCUGUCAUUAGGCGAUCAGUCAUGGUUGGAUGGAUUCAGUGACUCUUCUCCAAAAGGAACUUUCCUGGCAGCCUGUCUCAGCAUGUGCAAUGAUGUUCUAUUACUUUCCUGGAAAGCAGCUCCAUCUUAGCGUACCAGCAAGAUAAGAAAUUGAUCAAACCUUUACACGGUCUUAGCCAGGAAAGGCGAGUGAUCACUCGUACUUCCAUCCACACCCUCACCUAGAAAGUUUAAGAGAGCAGCAAAUUGAUCAUGUUACAAUAAAAUGUUUAAAGCUAGAUUUAUACUUUUGACGCUGUCACCCGUCGUAAUACGCUAGCAUACGCCGGUUGGCAGCGUCAUCUAGCGACCGCCGGCAGACAUGACCACGUGUUUUGCAUCAUUGUCCCAAGUGUAAAUCAAUGCUCGCAGGCACCGACCUAUUUUCAAGGCUCCACGUAGAUAUUUUUAUUUUACCAGAUAUAAAUGCUAAUGCAACAGUUAUAAUUGAAACUAAAGUUUGUUUUUAUUUAACGAUGCCACUAUAGCGCAUUGACUGUUUAAUCAUCGGCUAUUGGACAUCAAACAUAAUGGUCAUUCUAACACAGUUUCAGGAGAAACCUGCGACAUUUUUCCAUUAGUAGCAAGGGAUAUUUUAUAUGCAUCAUCCCACAGACAGGAUAAAACAUACCACAGCCUUUGUCCAGUUGUGGCGCAAUGGUUGAGAUGGGGAAAAAACCCAAUCAGAGAAUGAGUAAAUGAGUAAAACUCACUAUUAUAUGUGUUGUGGAAUGAUGUGGUUACUUCUGAUUGGCUGAAUUGCCGGUGUUUGCAAGCGCACAUCUUGAAAGUGCAACACAAUUGAACUCUGGAAUUUUUAUGCCGAGUUUUGCCGGUUUACGGUGAAUGCUCACUGACGUUUAAAGUAUAAACCUAAGCGCUGGCGAAUGCCGACAGCCACCGGCUGUGGCCGUAUGCUAGCGUAUAUUAUGGCAGGUGACGGUGUCAAAAAUAUAAAUCCAGCUUAAUACAUUUUAUUUGAAAUUUCAUGUAAUAGCUCACCUAGCAGCAUUUCGGGAGAGUAAUCUUCAGCUCUCCUUGAUUUUGCUCAAGGUGAAGACUGUUUCCAUCAGGUUCAUUUUCAUACACUGUGUACUCGAAGUGGGCUGUACAUAAAGUACAUGAUCCGACAAUAAAGUCAACUAACAACCUAUGGUUGGAUUCUUAAAGUCUGUAAUAUUACCUCAGCUAAAGACUCCAUUUGUUCAACUACUUAAGAAGCCAGUUCGGUAUAACAGCAUUUCUUCUGCAACACAUACAUAUAUUGAACACAUAACUGCUCAUCAUUCAAAUAUGCUGAAGUGUUAUUAAACAGGGAGUUUCCUAAAGAGAUAUAUAAGACACUAGACUGGUGUUUGUUCUAAACGUUAGAUGAAUGUGAUUCGAUGCUAUUGAUAGAAGAUGGAUAUACCAGUCAUAUUGUUUGCAAGUGAUCAACAUUGAAAACACAUCACUGAUGAUGUAUAUCAUUUUAGAUCCAGUGCUUACAAAACUUUAAGUUGUAAACUCAAGGAUUUAAUGUAUUGAAGUCUGAGCCCUUACCAACAGUACGUAGUAAAACCUAAAGAUUUUAUUGUCUAUAAAAAUAUUUUAAGCAUGGACUCUGGACUCCUCGUAAUGCUAUCUAUCUGUGGAGAUCUCCCAGAUAUUAACUACUGUUGCAUGAAUUUAUACAAUGCAAAUAAAAAAAGUCUGUUAAAGGCUAACUACUUUAGUGCCUGUACUCCAAUCUAAAUCUAAAUCUCAUUCCAAAUAAAAAAAUAUAUUCAGA
Gigantopelta aegis is the source of this 3616-nucleotide messenger RNA. RefSeq names its product F-box/WD repeat-containing protein 2-like. The transcript is spliced from 3 exons. Lineage: Eukaryota; Metazoa; Mollusca; Gastropoda; Neomphalida; Peltospiridae. The record is from RefSeq and is a predicted model, not a curated record. The coding region runs from base 536 to 1936 and encodes 466 amino acids. Gene Ontology annotation, molecular function: protein binding.